Messenger RNA from Oryza sativa Japonica Group (Japanese rice), 1238 nucleotides. RefSeq lists its product as uncharacterized. Lineage: Eukaryota; Viridiplantae; Streptophyta; Magnoliopsida; Poales; Poaceae. The record is from RefSeq and is a predicted model, not a curated record.
UUUUAGACCACCACCGCGAAAUGCAAAUUUUUAGACCACCCACCCAAAUCCUUUCCUCCUCCGCCAUCCCAAUUCCAUUCCAUUCCACCACCCCCAAAAAAAUCUCCACCCGCCGCCGCCUCCGGCGACACCGCCACCGCCCACCGGAGAGAUGUUGCUGGUGAGCCAGGCCGCCAAUGGUUCCGUCUCCGCGCGGCGGCUGCCCUCCAAGCAGCCCGGCCGCCACGGCGGUAGCGGCAGCAGCAGCGUCCCCAACCCGUACCCGCUCUUCGCCACCACGCGCCUCCUCCCGCACCGCCGCCGCCGCCGCCUCGCGCUCUCCGGCGCCGACGCGCGGCGGGGGGCCCUCGCCGCCGCGGGGGAGGGCCCCUCCGGAUCCCCCGCCACCACCACCGCCACCGAGGACCCCGUCCUCGUCGGCGUUACGGACGAGGGCGUCCCCCUCGAGGGCGUCAUCCAGUUCGAUAAGCCCGGCGACGCCGCCGCCGAGUCCAAGCUCGUCUCCUACGCGAAGCUGGGGCUUCUGGCCAGCGGCGAUGUGCUCUGCCUCCUCGUCUUCUCCGCGAUAGGAAGGUUCAGCCAUGGGCUGCCUGUUCUUGACGCGGAGACGUUCAAGACGGCCGAUCCCUUCAUUGCUGGAUGGUUGCUCAGUGCCUAUCUCCUUGGCGGAUUCGGGGAUGAUGCGAAAGGUCGCAAUGGCGUGGGGAACGCUGUAGUUGUUGCGGCCAAAUCCUGGGCUGUUGGGAUACCGUUGGGCCUCGCCAUUCGAGCACUGUCAUCUGGUCAUAUUCCACCAACUCCUUUUAUCCUGGUAGCCAUGGGAAGUACUUGGGUUUUGUUGACUGGAUGGCGUGCCCUGGUUUCUCUACUAUUUUCCACUGGACAGAGCCAGCAAGAUGAUGUCUACAGGCGGGGAAGUCCUUUUGAGCUUUUUGAGUUGCUCACAUCACUGGUGCGAAGGUGGUGAUAUCUGAUAUUGUGUAAAGGUGAUGAUUGCCAUCCAACACUAGGUUCUAAUUUCUAUCGUGUAAGUACAAUUUUGGAGGGAAGAUGAGAAGGCUAGAUCAUAGUUGGAAGCACAUCCAUAAUCGCUUUCUGUAACAAGAUGGCACAAGGCUGUUACAUAUGUUAAUCUUGAAGAUGUACUACUAAAUCCAUCACUGACAUCUCUUUCUUGUGUAGCAUGGCCCAAUCAUUUUGAUUACUACUCGUAAUAAACUCUGCCUCUUGCCACGUUA